Molecule: messenger RNA, 648 nt
Organism: Ostreobium quekettii
Lineage: Eukaryota; Viridiplantae; Chlorophyta; Ulvophyceae; Bryopsidales; Ostreobiaceae
Source: the annotation of a GenBank genome assembly
AUGGGCGGUCAGGCAAAAAUUGGCCACUGUGUUGGUCCUCCCGGGGCAGCAUACCAAUGCUGGGAGGCCCGCCAAAGCCCGUGGGCGCCUUCAGAUGGGGUGGCAGAUGGCUGCCCUCUGCAACAUGGCUCACAGGCUGCGUCUGCAGCCCACCCACUGGACCUGAACCAGGGCCUGGCAGCAGGUGCGGAGGUAGCCGACCACCUGCUGGCAGAUGAACUGGCAGAUCAGAAUCUGUGCAUUGCAGCCAAGAGCAUAAAGCGUGUUCCAAUAGCAUGGUGCACAGGCAAAGUCGAUUGGGGGGGGGGGGACUGUGCCUCAAAAUUCCACUGGGAACUGCGCAGAGGAAUAGUGCGGCAAGACAAAGCUGCAGGGCGCACAGUGAGGCCGUCCUUAUGUGCAAUGGAAGCCCAAACGUAUAGUGCCAAUAGCACCAUCCUUGCCCACAAGCAAAACGAGGUGCAGCAGGGACCCAGCAGGACUGUUGCUGUCCAGCUGUGUGGCUCGCUCCACCCAAGCCACAAGAUAGUAUCCAUAACACAUUCACUGCUGUUGCCUUCCUUUCAUGCUACAGGAAAAUCUGCAGCACAACUUGCCACACGGCCAACACUUUCCCAUCACAAUGCUGCAGGUGCAAAGCCACCAUGA